GUCACAUUCCAGCCUAUAAUUGAAACGUCACUUGUUGGAAAUGGGACAACCAAAUCUCGCUUGAUCCAGAGCGGUCCAUUCGAUGAAAUUACGAAGGAGCUGUCUGAACGGAACGAGGAAGAUCAGCAUGGCCUCCAUAUGGACAAAGUUCUGGAUGAUAAGGAGGUUCUGCAACAAUUGAAAGACGAAAACUUCGACGUCGCUAUAACGGAACUUUUCGACUUCAUUGGGAUGGGUGUUCUGGAGGCGAUCGGUCUCAAGAACAUUAUCGGAGCUCAUUCGGCUAUAAUGAUGGAAGGCACAUCGUUGGCUUUAGGUGUACCUCUGCUUCCGAGCUUCAUACCAGCGUUCUUUGGUGUCACGAAUGACUCGAGCGAUUUCUGGACACGUGCGACGAACCUUUUGUUUACGUGUGUCUCAUGGUAUUUCCAGACAAGCACAGCUAACGUUGCAAAUCAAGUGAUGAAGCGAAGCUUGGACCGAAUGCCACUCCAAUUUGGGUGA
This is a messenger RNA of Ostertagia ostertagi, 504 nucleotides long. The record is from the annotation of a GenBank genome assembly. NCBI's taxonomy places the organism in Eukaryota, Metazoa, Nematoda, Chromadorea, Rhabditida, Trichostrongylidae.